AGAAAAAGAACGAAACAAUUUUCCGCCUGCAUUUUACAACGGCAAAUUUCAACUUUCUAUCCCCGAACCCGAACCAAAAUAACAGAGCCGUCCGGUGCUGACUGCCACCUUCUUCCGUUUAAACUUUUGCAUUUCUACUACCAUUUCUUUCAGAUUCGUAGCUCAGACGUUACGAUCCCUGAUCUUAUUAUCCUGAGCACCCCUAGUAUUUCUCUCUUUCUCUCUGGCACUCUGGCAGCACCUUUUACUUUUCUUUCCCAAAAUAUCACAACACAAUCACUGUCCAGCUUCGAUUUUUCAUGCUAUUAGCGUUAUUGGGGGAUAGAAGAAUCUUUUCUCCUCUGUUAUGCUAGAGAUCACGGUCUGUUCUUCUUCGCAUCUUCUGGAGAGUUUUCUCUCGAAGUAAUGGAGUUCGUGGGCAGGACUCUGAAGAAGCAAUUUCGAGGGGUUCAGGACUUAGCUGGUGUUGUAGAAUCGUACGACGAGUCUUCUGGGGUUUUCAAGAUCUCUUACGAAGGUGGUGGUUCGGAGGAGAUUGAAUUUGACGAGGUUGCUUCGAUUUUGGAGGGAAAGGGGGAGCCUGGUUCAGCUGAUUUAAACGAGAGGGAAAGCCAUGGGCGGAAGCCGAAGAAGCGGCGCCUGGAAGAGCCAGAGCAGGAAAUUCGCAGUGAUUCAGGUAAGUCUACUGAUUGUGUGAUGACCAAUUUAUGUUUCGAAAAGGGCUAUGAAGAAACCCAAGUGAAAGAUGGUUUGACUGAUGGAGUAUAUUCGGAAACCCUAGAGAUGGAAUGUGAGUUGGGUAGGAAUUUGAGGGGAAAUGCCUCUGUUAAUAGGUAUUUAAGGGAAAAUGGUUGUUCUGAUGGGUUUAAUUUGAAUAGAAAUGUUCCUGUUGACGAAAAUUUGAAGAAAAAUGCUGAUUCUGAUGGGGAUUUGGACGGAAAUGAUUGUGUUGGGUCUGCUGAAGAAAGUCCGGAGAAACGAUAUGGUGUUCUUUUGAAUUAUAGUAUUCACGAAGAAGAAGCAGGAGUAAAGAAGGAUCAUUCUGGGGAAGAUUUCAUAGAAAGUGCUCCUUUUAAAAUGCAUGAAGAAACCCAGAUCAAGGAAUUCGGCUCUGAUGGAGAUUUUAAGAUAACGUGUACUGUUGGAGUUGCUGAAGAAACUCAAAUAAAGGAUGGUAUUUCAAAUGGAAGCUUGAAGGAAGAUACUUCAGUAUCCAAUACAUACACCCAAGAGGAGAAUAGUUCUGGUUUUAGUAAGGGCAAGCUGGGAAAUGCUUGUAUACGGAUGGUUGAAGAAAGUCAAGAGGAUGAGAGAGAUCUUUGCGGAGAUUUGCAGGGAAAUGCUUUACCUGAGGUUGGAAGAGCUACCUGCAUUAAGGAUGGUAGUUGUGGUGAGCUUCAGUUGAAGGAAGUCAAUUAUGAGGAUGAUUUUGCAGUGAAGGGGAAUGGAAUUGAAAUGGGAACCCCAGAUAAGGAUGAAAAUAGUUGUAAGAAAAGAAGGCGGCUUUCUGACAAUUUGAAAUCUACAAAGGAGAAAGUGCUGAGGAGGAGUGCUCGCAGAACAUCAUCCCAAAUAUCUUCUUUGGGUCACACCUCAAGCACAGAGAAAUCUUCUGCAGCUGACAAUGUGUCAACAUCCCCUGCAGUUAAUUCUCUAUCAGAGGAGAAAUCCAUUGGCUCAGGUUGUGUUGGAUUUGAAGGGCAAGAAAGUAGUCCUUCGAAGUUGGCCCUCCCCCCUUCUUCAAAAACUCUGGAUUUAGAUGGGAUUCCUAUUUUUGACCUCUUCUCUGUUUAUGCUUGUUUAAGGUCUUUCAGCACUUUAUUAUUUUUAAGUCCCUUUAGUGUGGAAGCUUUUGUAGUAGCAUUGAAAUGCAAGUCUGCUAAUUCUUUAAUUGAUUUCGUACACUUCUCUAUCUUGCGCACUUUGAAGAUGCAUUUAGAAUUCUUUUCUGAUGAGGGCUCUCAAUCUGCUUCUGCUUGCCCGAGGACUCUUAACUGGCAGUUGUUGGAUCCAAUUACAUGGCCUGUUUUUCUGGUUGAGUACCUACUUGUUCGUGGUUCGGGAUUGAAAUCCGGUUUCGAUCUUAGUCAGUUGAAACUUUUGGAUGGCGAUUACUAUAAACAAUCUGUAACUGUAAAGGUUGAGAUACUUCGAUGUCUAUGUGAUGAUGUCAUUGAGGUGGAAGCUGUAAGGUUGGAGCUUAAUAGAAGAAUGCGUGCCCUUGACAUGGAUAUCGAUAAGAUAGGAAACUUGGAGAUUUACAAAAAGAAAAAGGAUCCCAUGGAUGACUCAGCCGGUUCUUGCUUGACUGAAGAGAUUGUUGAUGAAACCAUUGAUUGGAAUAGUGAUGAAUGCUGUCUCUGUAAGAUGGAUGGGAGCUUAAUAUGUUGUGAUGGCUGUCCAGCAGCUUAUCAUUCAAGAUGUGUAGGUAUUUCCAAGGAUCUUUUACCAGAGGGCGAUUGGUACUGCCCGGAAUGUGAAAUAGACAAAAAUAACAUGCAGAUGAAAUCAACGAAGUCUGUCCGAGGAGCAGAACUUCUGGGAAUUGAUCCUUAUGGGCGACUAUAUUUUGGCAGUUCUGGUUAUCUUCUGGUGUCUGAUUCAUGUGAUUCAGAAUCAUCUUAUUACUGUUACCACAAGGAUGAUUUGAAUGCUGUACUGGAAGUGCUAAAGUCAUCAGAUACUGUCUAUGGUCAAAUAAUAAGUACAAUCUCAUCAUACUGGGGCAUUUCUAGUGAUUCAACUGGAGCAGGUAAUUUGGAGUCUCAUGCUCAUACUGUAUCCCAAGACAUAGAUUUGGGAGGACAAAUCUCCAUUGUCCAUCUUUCUUCUUCAAUGGUGCCACUUUCAGUGAUGGGUGAAGCUAAAAAUGAGGCAAUUAAUGAAGGAAGGCCAAAUGAAGGUUCUGUUAUAAGUGAAGGUUUAGCCCAUCAAAGCAGCAAGAUUUCAGAUUCUAUUAGCAGGCUCAACUCAGCAACCGUGAACCAGUUUAUGGAGAUGGCAAGCCCACUUGCAAGUUCUGAAGGCUCUGCUGAUAUCUCACAGGUCAAUGCAGGCAAGCAAACAUCUCAGAAAAAUGGUGCUGAUUGUUCCAAUAAAUUAAUUCAAAGUGCGGACUCUGAAAUCCCUGUGAAGCUCCAAUCUGCCAUUGGAGAGGACUUACCCAAUCCUGCUGACUUGGGUGUUAAACAAGAAGAGGGUUUCAUUGGGGAGCAAUUAUCCAAACCUGCUGACUUAAAUGACAAACAAGAAAAGGGUUUAGCACCUGCUGUUCCCAUUCAUACAUCCCCAGUAAAUAAUACUAAACGAGUGGUGCCAUCUCCAAUGCAGUUUGAAUCUGGUUCUUAUGUUAAUUGUUACAUUUUUGCUCAGACAGCGGCAUCUGUUGCAGAAGAGUUACUGCACAAGUCAUCAGAACGGAUAAAUGAAGACCCUAACUCAUCUGUUGACGAGAUAGUCUCAGCACAGCUAAAGGUCAUUUCUAAGAAGUCAACAAAGCUUUGUUGGUCAAAUAUUCAGAAUCUUUACAAGGAUCUGCAGAAAGAAAAUUGCGGGUGGUGCUUCUCAUGUAAAAAUCCCACUGACAGUGGGAAUUGCUUAUUUAACAUGUUUAAUAAGAAGCAUCCUCCAGAAGGUCCUAAAAGUGGUGCAGUUGGCCUUCAUUCUAAAAAGAACAGGAAAAACCAUCUUUUUGAUGUUAUACAUCAUAUUCUCUCCAUUGAACAUCGUUUGUCUGGGCUUCUCUCUGGUCCAUGGCAGAAUCCCCUUUAUAGCAUGCAGUGGCGCAAAAGUGUCCUUAAAGCAUCUGAUAUUGCAUCAGUAAAACGUCUGCUGCUCAUUUUAGAGUCGAGUUUGCGCCGCAUUGCACUUUCAGAAGAAUGGUUGAAACAGGUGGAUUCUGUUUUUACAAUGGGAUCAGCUUCUCAUGUCUUGACCACCUCCGUAAACCUGCCUUCAAAACAUGGGAUUGGCAGGAAACGUGGCAGAUUUUCAGAUGCUGAUUCCAGUUUUUCUUCAAAUACUGCUGGUUCAGGUAUCUUUUGGUGGAGGGGUGGAAGGCUUUCACGUCAAGUAUACCAUUGGAUGUUUCUACCCCACACCUUGGCAUACAAAGCUGGCAGACAAGCUGGAUGCAUAAAGAUACCUGGCAUAUUGUAUCCCGAUGGAUCAGAGUUAGCUAAGAGAAGUAAAUACAUUGCCUGGCGAGCUGCACUUGAGAUGUGUAUAAGUGUUCCACAACUUGCUUUUCAGGUUAGAGAGCUAGACUCAAAUAUUCGGUGGGAUGACCUGGAAAACAAUAUGCUCUUGUUUAAGAUGUCUAAGGAACUUUGGAAAUUAAUGAGGCCAUUCAAGAAGGUGACAAUAAGGAGGAAAUGUAUGGAAGGAGCUCAAGUGAAGUAUCUUCUAGAUUUUGGCAAGAGGAAAACCAUCCCAGAUGCUGUUCUCAAGCAUGGGGUCAUGCUUGAAGUGUCCUCUAGUGAAAGGAAGAAAUAUUGGUUGGAUGAGUCUCAUGUUCCUUUGAACAUCUUGAAGGCCUUUGAAGAAAAGAAAUUAUCUCGAACGUCCAAUAAGCAGAAUUCUGCAAAGCUUCAGGAUGCAGUUGUCACAGUCCUGAAGAAUCACUCCAGAAGAAUUGGACUUUCCUACCUUAUGUCAAAAGGAGAAAAAUCUGAGAACUACCAGUGUGGGCACUGUAACAAGGACGUGCUGGUCAGUGAAGCGGUGGACUGUCAGCAUUGCAAAGGCUUUUUCCAUAAAAGGCAUGUCAAGAAAUCUAAAGGGACCACCUUUUCUGAAAGCAUAUAUACAUGCCACAAAUGCAUCAAUCAGGAUAUUAAGCAUAUGAAGGGAAAAACACGCCGGGGAAAAACAAAAUCAAAGAAGAGCAAAAAAGCCUCUGCAGAUGGGCAGCUAGGACGACUACAGUCUAGCAAGGAAGUCCUCACGGAAGGACGUUCAGUACGAUUACGAGCCAAUAAGAAGAUCUCCAUGGAAAGACGACCAGUACAAUCACAAACCAGUAAGAAGACCCCCAUGCAUGGACGGCUAAUACAGACACAAGUCAGUAAGGAGCCCCCCAUGGAAGGACGGGUUUUACGAUCUAGAUUCAAUAAGAAAGUCUCUACAGAGGUACAGCCAUUACGAUCACAAAAUGGUAGAAAAGCCUCCAAGAAUGGAAAGCUGGUAGGAGCACUGAACAGCAAGAAAUCAUCUGCAGAGGGAAAGCCAAAGUGUUUAACCAAGAAAGUGAAGUACUUGUCUCUGCAAAGCAAACAAAUUGGUAGACACAAGAAAGGGAAAAAAAGUCAAACAAAAAAGAGGAUGUCCAAUAAGUCUAAGAAGGAAACUUGUUGGCCCAAGAGGAAAAGAACAAAAAUUUACCAUACUUACUGGCUGAAUGGUCUGCAUCUCUCUCGCAAAGCAAAUGAUGAUCGCAUGCUGCCUUUUAGAGAAAGAAAGCUUAUUCUUCCAUCCAAAAGUUCAAGUGACACUCUUGUGCAACCCAAAUGCUGCCUUUGUUUUGAGGCUGGACAUACACCUUCCUUGGCUUAUGUUGGUUGUGAAAACUGUGAAGAUUGGUUUCAUGCAGAUGCAUUUGGGCUUACUGCCAAAACAAUUGAUGGUCUUCUUGGGUUUAGAUGCCAUAAAUGCCGUAAGAGGAACCCCCCUAACUGUCCACAUAGACAAAAUAUGGCCAUUGAUGGGGUUAAUUCAGGGAAAGGUUGUGCUCAAGAUGUAUCAGAUAUUGACAUCCUUCCAAGGGAGGAAGCUGAAAAGGAGAAAGCUUCAUGUGAAGAGUUCCCAGGUUCAUCUUUCAUGCAUGAACCUGUUCUUAAGAAGCAGAAAAUAGAUCUAUCUCCAGAUAGUAAAGAGAACUUCACGCUGGCGUGCAUGAAUAAGUCAGAAAAGGGGUCUGAAUCAGUUAAUAAUGAGUGGAAAGGAGAUAAAAUUCCAGAUUCUGUUAAUGGGGAACAGAAAUCAGAGGUUAUUCCAGAUCCUAAUGAGACUGUUAUGUUGGACUGUGAAACAGAACCAGAAGGGCAUGCUACUGUUCAUUCAAUUGUUGAUUUGAUGCAUCAAUCUUGUAAAUCUGAGGAGGAUGUAAUAGAAAGGCAAGCAGUACCUUUGGGAUGUAAAGAGAUGGAAGAUGGCUCGGUGGAGACAACAACCAGCCCAGAGGCGGUUGUGUCUUCAACACUUGGUGAUUCCACCAUGUUGCAUAGCAUAACAACCCUGUCAUCAAUUGAAUUACUAGACACAGGAGACAAUAUGUAGAUUAGUUUAUAUUUGUGGAUUUUCUAAUGUUGACAUGCAGGCAGAAGGGCAAAGUUUUCCCGCGCUGAUUCAUUUGAAAUUGCAAAAUAAAGAGCUAUAUUUGAGAAUGAAAAGAAUCUUUGGUUCCAUUCCAUUUUUAGGGAAAUCAUUUCCUUCCACUAGUUUUGCUCCAUUAGGAUGGAGCAUUGCUAAAAUUGCAGUGAAAUUUGGGUUUGGUGCCCUGAUGCCUUCAUAUGUUGUCCUUGGAACUUGUAUGGAAGUGGUUUAACUUGCAUUGUUUUAUGCCUUUUGAGCAUGCUCACUUUCUCA
Molecule: messenger RNA, 6585 nt
Organism: Nelumbo nucifera (sacred lotus)
Lineage: Eukaryota; Viridiplantae; Streptophyta; Magnoliopsida; Proteales; Nelumbonaceae
Product: PHD-finger and DNA binding domain-containing protein
Source: RefSeq, a predicted model, not a curated record